Messenger RNA from Episyrphus balteatus (marmalade hoverfly), 459 nucleotides. RefSeq lists its product as uncharacterized. The transcript has a single exon. The record is from RefSeq and is a predicted model, not a curated record. Bases 1 to 459 code for a protein of 152 amino acids. NCBI's taxonomy places the organism in Eukaryota, Metazoa, Arthropoda, Insecta, Diptera, Syrphidae.
AUGUUGGACUGUAAUCCUGUUAAAACCCCUAUGGAAAAAGGUUUGCAGCUUGAAGCGAAUAUCACUGGUCAAGAGCUUCACAAACCAUAUCGUGAACUUCUUGGAAGUAUUAUGUAUAUUAUGCUAUGUUCAAGACCGGAUAUAUGUUAUGCUGUAAGUUUCAUGGGGAGGUAUCAACAGAAUCCAUCCGAAGUGCAUUGGCAGCAUCUUAAAAGAAUCGUACGAUACUUACAAGGAACUAAGUCUUUAAAAUUAAACUUUAAUAGUACUCAAGACCCACCAGUGAUUGGAUAUGCAGAUGCGGAUUGGGCUUCUGACAUUGUGGAUAGAAAGUCAGUAAGUGGUUAUGUUUUCCAAGUUUAUGGAAGUUCUGUAUCCUGGUGCAGUAAGAAGCAAACCACCGUUGCUAUUUCAUCGAGCGAAGCCGAGUACGUUGCUUUGAGUUCUGCUGCUGCAUAA